Labrus mixtus (cuckoo wrasse) is the source of this 7120-nucleotide messenger RNA. RefSeq names its product solute carrier family 25 member 25b (gene slc25a25b). Gene Ontology annotation, molecular function: ATP transmembrane transporter activity; calcium ion binding. The transcript has 11 exons. Gene Ontology annotation, cellular component: mitochondrial inner membrane. Gene Ontology annotation, biological process: transmembrane transport. Bases 485 to 2110 code for a protein of 541 amino acids. Lineage: Eukaryota; Metazoa; Chordata; Actinopteri; Labriformes; Labridae. The record is from RefSeq and is a predicted model, not a curated record.
UGAACUGCGAGACUCUAGGCGCACCCGGGUCCGGUCGGUGACAAAUACCUUUUUCUCGUCAACGCUCGGCAAGUUAACGGCACUUAAAUGUCGUAACAGACAUUUUAUUCUGAAUAUUCCUUUAAGGUCUUUUUUUCCUCGGUACGUGCGACACAUGGGCUUCGUUUUAACUAAAACGUCCGAGCUGUGGAGGUAUUUUAACGGACGGGGAAGCCGCUGACAGCUCAGGAUCUGAGCACCACGUCUCGUUUUUACCGGCUUCUAGCUAUAACGUAACAAAUACGGGUUUAACGCGAGCUAACGUUACCGGAGAGUGUGUGGUCGUCUCUUAAGGUGAAUUACCAAGAGGAAGCUCGUUGAUCUGAAGUUUACUCGAGGAUAAAUGAUGUUUGAAUUUUAACCGGCUGAAAUAACGUAGUGGCCUCUCGGCUCUGUGACGUAGCUACUAACCGGUGUGGGGCCGAAACGUCGAACCGGGACCCUCAUGAUGCACCAACAGGGCUCGUUGAUGCGCCCCCUUCUCGGUGAUGUUUUCUGCCAGUGCUGUUCAGCAGAGACCCACCCCGGCGUGGACCCGGGAGGCGGCGGCGGCGGCGGCGGCGGCGGCGGCGGAGGGGGGCACGCCACCGGGGACCCAGUCGACCCCGUUGACCCCGGCCAGUCAGAGCACUCCUGUGACAUCUGCGGCGGACCUGAGCAGGAGCACCGGCUCAAGGUGCUGUUCCAGGUCCUAGAUGUGAACGGGGACGGAGGCAUUUGUGUGAACGACCUGACGAUCGGACUGAAGAAAUUAGGAGUCCAUCGCACUGAACAUGAGCUCAUGAAAAUCGUGAAAGCCGGAGACAAAGACCUGGACGGACAGCUGGACUUUGAGGAGUUUGUUCAUUAUCUCAGAGACCACGAGAAGAAACUGCGUCUGGUCUUUAAGAGUCUGGACAAAAAGAACGAUGGUCGGAUUGACUCGCAGGAAAUCAUGCAGUCUCUGCGCGACCUGGGCGUGAACAUCUCAGAGGAGCAGGCGGACAAGAUCCUCAGAAGAAUAAGGAGGGGUCAUAUCUGGGCCCCUAUCCUGUAUAUGGAUAAAAAUGGCACGAUGACGAUCAACUGGAAUGAGUGGAGGGAUUAUCACCUUCUGCAUCCAGCAGAUAACAUUCCUGAGAUCAUCCUGCACUGGAGACAUGCCACGAUUUUAGAUGUUGGAGAGAGUUUGUUGGUGCCGGAUGAGUUCACAGCAGAGGAGAAGAAAACAGGAAUGUGGUGGCGACACCUGGUGGCCGGAGGAGGAGCUGGCGCUGUGUCUCGAACCUGCACGGCUCCUCUGGACAGACUCAAAGUGAUGAUGCAGGUUCACGCCUCCAAGAGCAACAGCAUGAGAAUCACUGGAGGGUUCAUGCAGAUGAUCAGAGAGGGCGGAAUGAGGUCGCUGUGGCGAGGAAACGGCAUCAAUGUCAUCAAAAUCGCUCCAGAGUCUGCGAUCAAGUUCAUGGCAUAUGAACAGAUUAAACGAUUAAUCGGCAGUAACCAGGAGACGUUGGGCAUCGCGGAGAGGCUGGUGGCCGGCUCUCUGGCCGGAGUGAUCGCUCAAAGCAGCAUCUACCCCAUGGAGGUCCUGAAGACGCGGCUGGCCCUGAGGAGGACGGGUCAGUACUCGGGCAUCGUGGAUUGUGCCAAACACAUCUUCAAGAAGGAGGGCGCGGCCGCUUUCUACAAAGGCUACGUUCCCAAUAUGCUGGGCAUCAUCCCGUACGCCGGCAUCGACCUCGCCGUCUAUGAGACUCUGAAGAACGCUUGGCUGCAGCGAUUCGCCACAGACAGCGCUGAUCCCGGCGUGUUCGUGCUCUUGGCGUGUGGUACGACUUCGAGCACGUGUGGACAGCUGUCCAGCUACCCGCUUGCCCUCGUCAGGACACGAAUGCAGGCUCAAGCGACCCUUGAAGGCGGCCCUCAGAUGAGCAUGACAGGCCUCUUCAAACACAUAGUCAGGACCGAGGGGCCGAUGGGACUCUACCGAGGCCUCGCACCAAACUUCAUGAAGGUUAUUCCCUCCGUCAGCAUCAGCUACGUCGUCUACGAGCACCUCAAGAUCACUCUGGGGGUCCAGUCCAAGUGAGGCCAUCAACACUCCAAAGGUGUUUUCCUGUUAUUGUGAAGAAACGUGUAGAAACGUGCAGCUGACAUUCAACAUAUUUAAAUCAAACUCUUCAGUUUUUUUGUUAAAAGGACAAAUGUGAACGAAUAGGAGUUUCAACUGGAAGCAUAGAGGCUCAUAAAAGAGAGAGGAAAGUGAAGCUUGAUCCCUGAAGUCUAGCAGCGCUUAUGAGCCUGUUAGUGUAUGUUCAGGGAGACACAAGUUUACAUUGAGUGCAUGAAAGCGGGUUACUGGUGGACCAGUAGGAUUAACCUUCUUGUUUAGGACACAGACCAGAUCAGCUAGUCUCUGCGAAGACAAAUCUUUGUGUUGAAGGGCUUUGCUGCAGCGUAUCAUGAAGCAUUUCCAAACAGACUGGAAAAUUUGCGCACGUCUGCUCAUCAGAAACACACAAAGUACCUGUACUCCCUUUUUGUAUGUUCGAUGCUCAUCAUGUUGACCAGGACAGAUUCUACAGCUAAGUCCUGCGUAACAAGAAGGUCAAACAAGACUCAAGUGGAUCAUGACAUUUGUUUAAUAUAUAUUCAGUUGCAGCUGAAGCUCUAAUAUGUCCACAAACUUUUUUUUUGCAUCAUCCAAAAAGUAUUAAACUUCAGACCACCUGCAGACUUCUUGAUGACAGACAAAAUAGAAUCAAUGAAAACUAAACCAUCAAAUAUAUCACCUUACAAUAUUUCAGCCUGAUGUGUGCUUAAGUCUUUGAUCUUUUAUUAUUAAUAUCUGUCAGCACACGGCUCGCUUCGGGUUUAAAGGAAGAAUGUGUGACUUUUUGAUCCAGUAGAUGUCUCCCUUGAGCACCAGCAUGACACCAAAACAAACUGCUGUUAGGCCACACCUCCUCCAUACUGAAGCCUCCGCUAUCCAUCAGCGACACACCUCCAACCCCCCUCCCCUCGCCCUCAUAUUAAGGAGUUUAGCACAAGCGGUGGACUAAAUCAUCCUCGGCUGAAGCUGCAAUCACCUGUGUCCUGCAUUGUUGUGUUAGCAUGCUAAUGUUAGCGCUCUUUAGUUAGCUCUUAAAUUUUUUACAGAAUGAGCGUGAUCUAAAAACUCUUACCUGGCAUCCAAAUAAUCAGUGAGUAUGUUCUUCUUCUCUCUAGUUCUUGACUAAAACAGCUUUUACACACAAGGGGAGGAGCCGGCCGUCCUGUCCAUGUAAACACAAUCCUGACAACAACACAGCCAGCGGGACUCGAGCUUCUCUCUCAUUGUAGACAGUCAUGACUCAGAGACACAUUUACACAGGAGAUACUUGUUUUGUGUGUUUAAAAAUGUUGCACAUUCUUCCUUUAAACAUUUCACACUCCAGCAUCUUUUCAGCUUUGGUUUCUACAUUUUGCAUCAUCUCAAAUUGAUCACAAAUAACACUGAGCAGCAUCUGUCGCUGUGAACCACAGCUGACACUAACGACUAUCUUCACAGAUGAUUGGAUUCUGUGGAUUUUGCUGAAAUGGAUCAUUUUGAAUAUGUUGACCGAUUUAAUGGUUGACAACUUAAACCUAAUAAUAGUUGAACACAAAUUUCUCUUUGGAUGAUCACUUCAUGGAAGAGAAAAACACAUCUUAAGAUCUUAGAGUCCAAACUAAACCACUCCUUGAUGAAAAAUAAACUGCAUCUUUAUUUUGGUUAAAGUUUGAGUGCACAAAUUAUUCAAUAACAUCGAUAAAAAUGAGUUCAGUCUUUGCAUUUAAUCACUGCUCAUUGAUGAGAUCAGGCUCUGUGACGUCCACAGGAUACUGGACAGUUAUCUCUUUAGAUGAACAUUAAGUCACAGUCAAUAAAUCCAAACGGCAAAUUAAGACCACAAUCUGGGAUCAACACAACAGAGAAAUACUCUUAAUCCUCAUUAUUAUAAUCUCAAAUCAUGAAUCCAAACCUGCUCUUUUAUUAUUUUAUUUUUGUUGUUUUGAAGAUAGACAGAAACUCUCUGUUGUUGUUUUUCAUCUUUUCAGAACUUGCAGUAGAACAUUUAGCGUUUAGCGUCCUCUUGAAACUGUGGACCGAAGCUGCAGAAAGGGUUAAAAAUGUUUGUCAUCACCUUUAAGUCAGUUUCUGUUUGCACAGCUUUGACAUGAACCAUCAGGACUUUCUCACGAGGGCUCGCUGGCUGAAUGACUCUUUGUGUUUAUUCAAAUGUUGUCGGCUGAAUCUAUUUUCCACAUGAUGUGAACGAACACUCGUUAAAGUCACCUCAAGGGCGAUCGAGGCAGCUCUCUCUCCCUGCCUGUGUCACAUUUUAAAGCGUGCCUUCAGUGCCGAGCCUCCUCUCUGGUGUCAGUGCAGCUGAUCAAUACAAAGAGGCUGUGGGUCGGUGAAUGCACUUUAAGGUAUUCUGAUUUAUUGCCCUUUGUUUAUUUAUUUCUGUAAGUAUUUAUUUAUUUAUUUAAACUUAAAAAAAAAGGAUUGAAGACUGAAUUUGGGUUGAAAGUCUAAACAUAGAGACGGCUGAAUGAUUUAAAGUCGCAAGAGUGCGAGAAGAAUCAAAUGUUAUUUAAAGACUGGAAUAUACGGAGCCGUGAUGUGUUCGAUUCAAAAUAAACACACCGACAAUUUAUGAACCGUUUAACGGAAAUCUUUUUUCAUAACGUCAAUAUUUAAAGGUCACAUAUUAUUCUAAAUACUCUUCACCAUGUUUUUCUAACUCUAACACUUUUUCUAAUAUUAUUAUUAUUAUUAUUAUAUGUGUCCCUAUUCUGUCUGCAAACCCCCCAAUGAUGAGAAAAGUCCAUCUUCUCCGUCUUCUCCCUGCUCCACUUUUCAGAAAAUGUGCUCAAACAGGCCGUUUGGAGAUUUUCCCUUCAUGACAUCACAAAGGGCAGUAACCCCUCCCCCAGGUGGGUGACACUCCCACAGCUAGGUGUUUGUUCUGCCCUCUGAGUCUGCCUUCUCACCGUAAACAAUAGGACAUGGAGAGAGAAAGCCCGAGACACCCAAGUCCUUCCAGAGAGGGGUCGUGGUCAGACACAGCUCAUUUACAUAUUUAAAGAUACAGACACAGAAACAGCCUGUUCUGAGCAGGGCUGAAAUAGAGGGGUUUAUAGACAUGAUCAAAUACAGGAUCAGAGUGGAUUUAGAACAAGAAACUUCAUACACAUGUUUUGGGGAGCUCUGACACUUAUUUACACUGGUUGAAGAGGAGGAGAAUAUGUGACCUUUAAUUGGCGUACUCCCAAUAACAUUUAAUUUAUUUAAUGUGUUACACCGCUCAAUCAGAAUUAAAGGGCAAAUACAAUUGAAUGUUUUUGUAUCACCAAAAACUAAUCGCCAAAACAAAGCGUCCAUAGCAGAGGAGAGUUUUGUGUUUCAAAUUUCUCACUUGAAUGUUUUGUGAAAGUUACUAAAACGUUUAUUUGCUACUGAAACAUUUGAGGGUCUCAUGCAGAUGUUCCUCUCAUGACUCGCAGCAGGUUGUCAUGGUAACAAAACCUGAACGGCUCAGGCAAAGGCACAUCUGACUGUCAUGGAGAGUAAACUGUUUAUGAAGUAAUACAUAGAAUCCAAACAGGAUGUGGUAAAACCAAAGACUGUAUUCAAGAAGUGGGCGUAGCCCCGUGUGUGUUAAACCUGCAUUCUCUCUAAUGGACAGCAGGGGGCGAUCGUCUAGAAGUCUAUGAUACAAUGAGACCAACAUCUCAGUUGCUUUUUAAUUCCCUCGGUAAAUAUUUUCCUGAUGAGUUUAUGGUCUCAAUCUCUACUUUCAAGUCUUUACUUCAUGAUACAGCAUGAUGUUUAUUUAGUAGAAGUGGUGCUGAAACGUUGACAAUGAUUUUGUGCAAGCGUGCAGGAGUUUAGUUGAGAUUUAUGGUUAAUAAAAAACAAAAAUCGCCCCCAGUAUAAGGUGCCUUAGACUGAUACUUUUGACGCUGUUGUAUUGAAACGGUCCAAACUUGAAGUUUCAAUACCGUGGUCAACAAACCAUCGUGUGAUGUCAUGAUGGCUCCGCCCACUUCUUAUGUUCAGUCUACGAUGUAAUGAGAUAUGUUGAUAAAGUUCUGUUCAAACUUAAGAAAUAUGAUUAAAAGAGCGGUUUAGUGUCAUAGUCAAGACCACACAAACCGAGACCAAGACAUACCAGAGACCAGAGUGCUCCGAGACCAGACCAAGACUUUUAGGGAUCAGGCCCGAGUCAAGACCAAGACCAAGGCAUUUAGGGAUCGAGACCGAGACAAGACCAAGACAAAGGCAGGGCGAGAUCGAGACAAGAGACCAAAACCAAGGUAGGGUGAGACCGAGACAAGACCAAGGCCUUUAGGGAUUGAGACCGAGACAAGACCAAGACCAAGGUAGGGCGAGACCGAGACAAGACCAAGACAAAGACAGGGCGAGACCGAGACAAGACCAAAACCAAGGUAGGGCGAGACCGAGACAAGACCAAGACCAAGACCAAAAAAUCAAAUGAUGGUUAAAUCAAAGUUUCCUUCUAAUCAAAGUCAUGAUGUCUAAAAAUAACCGUUCAGUUGAUUUAAAAUCUGCAGUCCGCCCAGUCUUAGACCAAGGCAAGGCCGAGUAAAAAUGCUUUUGAUUCCGAGACCUUCAGAAUGUGGUCUUGAGACCACAAUCGAGUACCACAACACUAGAGCGACACUCUAUCACAUGUUGAUCGGCCCGCUGUGACCUUCAGGCCGCCUUAAGGCGUCACUUCUUCUCUAAUGUCUUAAAGUGACGCCGUGUGGAUCUGACCAACAGGAGAACUUGAAUUGUACAGACAGACUUAACAAACUGAAGGCUGCAAUGUACAGAAGUGAAUUUAAUAUCGCUAAAUGGUGGCAUAGUUUACAAAGUGUAUCCAGUAUAUAUAUAUUUCUAUUUUAUUUUAUUAUGCCGGCUGUAAGCGACAGAGAUGCAGGAAUGAGUCUGUGAGUUCUUUGUGUAAAAAGUUUGUUUGUAGAUGCAUCCACUGAAAGAAUGUUGUGCUGAGUAUAAACAUGUACGCUUGUAAAUCUGAGCUGUUCAAUAAAUGAGUUCAGCAGA